UUUAUGAAUAUAGCUUUUACUCAUUUUGCUCACUGGACUGUAAUUUUGCUCUCCAGAGCCACGCCCAUGGAGUCAUCUCUCUCUUCUUCUUCCUCUUCUUCCUCUUCUUCAUAUUAGCCUUUUUCUUCUUCUUUACGUUUUCAUUUCGAGCGAACAGUUUUCCCUUUUCGUUUGCGGCGAAUCCAUGGCCAUUAGGGUAUUGAUUCUGUUCCUUUUCAUGGUGGUCCACGCGCCGCCGUUGCUGUCACGCGCAGACGACUUUCAGGCGGAGAUCGACGCCCUCACGGCCUUCAAGCUCAACCUCCAAGACCCACUUGGCGCUUGCACCAACCGCCGCGUCACCGAGAUCCGUCUCCCUCGUCUCCAACUCUCCGGCAGAAUCUCAGACCGAAUCUCCGGCCUCCGCAUGCUCCGGAAACUCAGCCUCCGCUCCAACUCCUUCAAUGGCACCAUCCCUGCUUCACUCGCUUACUGCACGCGCCUACUCGCCCUUUUCCUCCAGUACAACUCGCUUUCCGGGAAUCUUCCUCCGGGGAUGGGUAACCUCACCGCGCUCGAGGUCUUCAACGUCGCCGGAAACCGCCUCUCCGGCGAGAUCUCCGUCGGCUUGCCCACAAGCCUCAAGUUCCUGGACCUUUCGUCUAACACCUUCUCUGGUCAGAUUCCGAGUGGAAUCGCUAACCUGACUCAGCUUCAGCUCAUCAACCUCUCGUACAAUCAGUUCUCCGGCCAGAUUCCGGCGAGCUUCGGAGAGUUCCAGAGCCUUCAGUACCUCUGGCUCGAUUCCAACCUCUUGCAAGGGACCCUUCCAUCGGCGAUAUCGAACUGUUCCUCCAUUGUUCACUUGAGCGCGUCGGAGAACGCGCUCGGCGGAGUGAUCCCCGCGGCGAUCGGAGCUCUCCCCAACCUCCAGGUCCUAUCUCUCUCCGACAACAAUCUCUCCGGUAGAGUGCCGUUUUCUCUAUUCUGCAACACAUCACUUAAGAUCGUUCAGUUAGGUUCCAAUGCUUUCUCCGACAUCGUCCGGCCGGAGACAUCUGUCUGUCGUACCGAUUUGCAGGUGUUGGAUCUCCGGGAGAAUAGGAUUUCCGGCGGGUUCCCGGGGUGGUUAACGAACAUUCAGUCACUGUCUGAUUUAGAUAUUUCUGGGAACUUGUUCUUGGGUCGGAUUCCUUCUGAGAUUGGGAACUUGACGACGUUACAAGAACUGAAAAUGGCUAAUAAUUCUCUGACAGGUGAGAUUCCUGUCGAGAUCAAGCAAUGUAGCUCUCUGAGCGUGCUCGAUCUGGAAGGAAACAGGCUAACAGGGAAGAUUCCGGAGUUCCUGGGUUACAUGAAAGCGUUAAAGGUUUUGUCUCUCGGCAGAAACAGCUUCUCUGGUUCUGUCCCUUCCUCAAUGGCGAAUCUUCAGCUGUUGAAUGAGCUAAACUUCGGCGAAAACAGCUUAAACGGGAGCUUUCCCAUCGAGCUCACGGUCCUGACCAAUCUGACUGUGUUGGAUCUCAGCCGAAACCGGUUCUCCGGGGAGAUUCCUGUCAGUAUCGGUAACCUGAGCAACAUCAAUGUGUUGAAUCUGAGCGGAAAUGGAUUCACCGGAAACAUUCCGGCAAGUGUAGGGAAUCUGUUUAAGCUGACAGCUCUCGAUUUGAGCAAGCAGAAUCUAUCUGGUGAGAUUCCAUUCGAGCUCUCUGGUUUGCCCAAUUUGCAAGUGAUUGCAUUGCAGGAGAACAGCUUCUCUGGAGAUGUGCCUGAAGGGUUCAGUAGCUUGGUUAGCUUAAGGCUUGUGAACCUUAGCUUGAACUCGUUCUCUGGUUCAAUCCCGAAGACUUUCGGGUUCCUCCGGUCGUUGGUUGCGCUGGCAUUGUCGGACAAUCGCAUCUCCGGUUCCAUUCCCCCAGAAAUCGGGAACUGCUCUGAUCUUGAAGUUCUCGAGUUGAGAUCGAAUGCACUGACAGGUCAUAUUCCACCCGAUCUCUCUCGUCUUUCACGCUUGGAGGUGCUCAAUAUCGGUGGCAACAACCUGUCGGGUGAAAUCCCGGCAGAUAUCUCUGAAUGCUCCUCUCUCAACUCGUUGUUGCUUGACCAUAAUCAUCUGUCUGGAGAUUUACCUGGAUCACUUUCGAGAUUAUUGAACUUGACAAAGCUGGAUCUUGCUGUCAAUGACUUUACCGGGGAGAUUGCGGUUAGCCUCGGGCUUAUUUCCAACAACUUGGCGUACUUCAACGUCUCGGGCAAUCACCUGAACGGGGAGAUUCCAGAUUCAUUAGGUUCAAGGUUCAACAAUCCGACGGCAUUUUCCGGUAACCCUGCAUUAUGUGGGAAGCCACUGGACAUGAAAUGUGAGGGAAGUGUUGCAGAAGAGAGGAGAAGAAGAAAGAGGCUGAUUCUGAUGAUAGUAGUGACCGCCAUUGGAGCUUGCCUCUUAUCGCUCUUCUGCUGUUUCUACAUUUACACGCUCCUAAAAUGGCGGAACAAGCUGCAGCAGAAGGCGGCCGGGGAGAAGAAACGUAGCCCGGCUAGGGCAAGCGCAGGAAGCAGAGUGAGGAGCAGCACCAGCACCGAGAAUGGAGAGCCGAAGCUGGUGAUGUUCAACAACAAGAUCACGCUGGCUGAGACGGUGGAAGCGACUCGUAGGUUCGAUGAAGAGAACGUUCUGAGCCGAACCCGAUAUGGGUUGCUGUUCAAAGCCACUUACAACGAUGGAAUGGUGCUCUCCAUCCGACGUUUACCCGAUUGUUCCCUCGAUGAGAACAUGUUCAGGAAAGAAGCCGAGUUUCUCGGGAGGGUCAAGCAUCGAAACGUCACGGUCCUGAGGGGAUAUUACACAGGUCCACCUGAUCUGAGGCUUCUGGUUUAUGACUACAUGCCCAAUGGAAACUUAGCCACACUGCUUCAGGAAGCGUCUCAUCAAGAUGGUCAUGUCCUGAACUGGCCAAUGCGCCACCUCAUCGCCCUCGGCAUGGCACGAGGGCUUGCAUUCCUCCAUCAAUCCAACAUGGUUCAUGGAGACAUCAAGCCGCAGAACGUACUCUUCGACGCAGAUUUCGAAGCCCAUUUAUCAGAUUUCGGUCUCGACCGUUUCACCGGGCCGACACCGUCGUCAGGGACGGCAUCCAGUUCUGCAACCGUGGGAACACUCGGCUACGUGUCUCCGGAAGCGGCACUGACGGGAGAUGUGACGAAAGAAUCCGACGUGUACAGCUUCGGGAUCGUAUUGCUGGAGAUUCUGACGGGGAAAAGGCCGGUGAUGUUCACGGAACAGGACGAGGAUAUAGUGAAGUGGGUGAAGAGACAGUUGCAGAGAGGGCAGAUCGUGGAGCUGUUGGAGCCGGGAUUGUUGGAACUGGACCCGGAGUCGUCGGAGUGGGAAGAGUUCUUACUGGGGAUCAAAGUAGGGUUACUGUGUACGGCGGCGGAUCCGCUUGAUCGUCCGACAAUGUCGGAUAUUGUCUUCAUGCUCGAAGGCUGUCGUGUGGGCCCCGAUCUCCCUUCCUCCGCCGACCCCACUUCCCUCCCUUCUCCCGCUUGACCCCUUCUUUUUUUUCCGCGAUUUUUUUUUUAAUUUAGAAAAGUGAUUAGCUUAUUUAAUGCUUGUUUGACUGUUGGAAAGUUGGAAAUUUAAAUUAUUGAUUGAAUUGCACCCCUACCAA
Messenger RNA from Tarenaya hassleriana, 3650 nucleotides. Its product is annotated as probable LRR receptor-like serine/threonine-protein kinase At4g36180. NCBI's taxonomy places the organism in Eukaryota, Viridiplantae, Streptophyta, Magnoliopsida, Brassicales, Cleomaceae. Gene Ontology annotation, biological process: protein phosphorylation. Gene Ontology annotation, molecular function: protein kinase activity; protein binding; ATP binding. The record is from RefSeq and is a predicted model, not a curated record. Gene Ontology annotation, cellular component: plasma membrane.